UGCCAAUUUAAUGCCAUUGAUUCUCUCUCUUGAGUUUCCAUGUAAGGUUUCAGUGGGUGUGCCCUGCGUCCAGUCUAAAAGAAACACAUUAUUAUUAGUUUAUUAGUUUAUUUUAGUACACCUUUCUCCCACAAUCAAAAAAAAUAAUAUUGUAUUGAUUAACAACUGUAAACUGCUGAAUGCUGUGCACAAAAUAAUAAAAAGAUUUUGUUAAAAAAUAUAUUGGAAAAAUACGUUAUUUAAGCCUAUACUUCUCCUGCACUAAUUCAUUGCAUGAUAAAGCUUCUUUGUGAUAAAGAGACAAUAUUUCACUUGGUCAUACUGAAACAAUUCUAAAUAUACAAAUAUACUCAGAUUUUUUUUGUAGAUUCGAUUAAAACAUAAGAGAAGGGACUGAAUCCUCUGUUGUCUAAAGGGUGCUCUGCAUUAUUUUAACAUAUACAGCACAGGGAAAACUAACAGUAAUACAGAACAGAAGCUGACAUGUACAUGGUUUUUACAAUGAAACUGAGGCAUAGAUUCCAUUGGCACGAGGAUAUCUUUUAAAGUGUAAUUUCACUUUCUUUAAUAAUCCCACAACCCUCCCUCCCCCAUAAUUAUGUUCUAAUGUUUAAAUCAACAAUUUAUUGAGUGAAAAUGUCUCAGUGCAAAUCCAGAGCUCACACAUAUUGACAUACAGGGAAGAAAGGAGAGAGAAGUUUCAGUUUAGGAAUUGUUUGCGCUGCAUUUAAUGAGCAAAGAGCCUUACAAGCGCAAACAGAAGGCAAAUUGAUUUUAAAAAAGUUCCCAGCAUAUUUAUUGCUAAAACUUUCCUUGAGCUCUGAGCAGUAGCAACGGGUUAGGAUUUAUAUCAUAAACUAAAUGCUUGAUAAACUUACACACUGAAUUAAAUUGAUUUGAUUUAAAAUAAAUAUAAGCAAAAAAUACAUGACAAACUUCCAAAAUAAGAAAUGCUGACCUCCCAAGUAUUAAAUACCUGUAAACUCCUGAUAGCUAGGAACUGUAAAAAAAAAAAAAAAAGGAGAUUCCAAAUAUCCACCAAAUACAAGAAGUAACUUAUUACUUAGAAUAUGAAAAAGCAGUGCCAAGAGGUCUGAGAGAGAAAAGAAUAAUACAGGAAGCAUAUAAACUUUGGCUGUCUUAGACCAAAACAUAAAGCCUAUAUUGUCUAGGACUAUCUUUAGUAGUAACUAUCCUGGGAGGUAUAAAAUCUUUUUUUUUUUUUUUUGUGGGUUUUUUGUUGUUGUUAGAUUCAUAGUUAAUGUUAGAUCUUAAUCCUUAGAGAAGUAUAAGAAGAUACAAUGUAUGUAAUUGUUGGAAAAACACAAAGAGAAAAAAAAUAAAUAAAAGCAAAUCGAUUUGUUUAAUACCAGAUUCAUUACUCUAAACGGAGCCCUAUGAAUAACUUGCACCCCUGUACCCCAAGAAAAGAACAAAAAGAAUCAGACACAUAGACAAUCAAACAUUCCCAGUCCAAAUGAUGGUCUCUGAUCAAUAAAAACACAUUCAGCUCUCCAGCAAUACAAUGUGCUGAAUUGUUAAUGGACCAUUGGCUUGCUUGGUCAUAUCAUACAUAAAUAAAAAGGCAUAACCCCUACUAGGCAUUCAAUCACACAUUUAAAUUAAAAGGCUAAACAGAAUAGUUACUUUGUAUUUAUAUAUCUGUUGUAUUAUAUCCAGCAGUACCUCGUCUUGCUUAAUCGUGUUAAAUACACCCACCCACAAACAUAUUCCACUUACAUUUUAUGAGGGCAGUUACUGUCUGAUCGCACCAGUAUUAGUUCAUGCUGUGAAAGUGAACAUUUAAAUAAUGAUACUGAUAAUGUUCUGCACCUAUGCAGGACCCUUUAUUCAUGUCAUACUUCUGGUUUGCUGUUUAUAUCAAGAAGGGAGAGUGUGCAAAUGGCGUUUAGUGCAAAUAAUCACUGCCAGUUGUUGAGCGAUUUAGAGAUGGUGCCACUGCUAGUAACAUGCAAGUGCUGAAAUGCGCCCUGACAGCGGCCACUGCUUUGCCACAAGCUUCCCCCUCUCUCUUUAACAAAAUAUUCCUUGAUGUUGUUUCCUUUGCCUUCAUUAGGAAGGAUAUAGAAAACACGUGUGCGCAGGCAAUUGUUUUAUGUGUAUCACUUAAUCAAUCCGCUAAUUAGAGAAACCAAGAGCGCAAUUGUUCAUUCUUCAUGACUAUAGUUUGGAUCAUUUCUACCAAGUGGAGAUAAAGGAAAGGGGGUAAAAAAAGAAUUCUUACCUGUACAUUUUGAAAUAAUAUUCCUGUGUUUUGGAUCUGGCGAGUUGCAGCUCAAGGGGGGAUAGAGAGUUGAACACAAGUCAGAGCUCCUGUUAUAAACAUCUCUUCUUUUUAAUUCUGCUGAGCUUAUAUAAUUGUAACAGGAUUCUGUACCUUGAAGGCAAUUACCUCCAUACACACACACUGCUAUAUAUUGUGGGGCAAAAAGUAGACGUUUGUGUGGGGUCAUGCAUUAUCUGCUGUUCAGCCAAACCUGUAUAUGCUAGGAAAAUUCAACCUCCACUAUAGGAAUAGUAGCUUUACAACUUAUUCCCCAAAUUGCUGUGCUGAAAAUGCACAAUCCAUGGUUUCCUUUUGUUGCUUGAAAUUGCAUGUGCUUUCCUCUCCCCAUAAAUCGACUAGUGCUAUAAGCUUUGCCCUUUGCUUAGACUUGUAAUAAAACUGUGAACUUUCCCUGCAAGGCAAGCGCCAUUCUAACACAGUCACACUGAAAUCUCUCAAUCCUGAGCACUUACCCUUAAAAUAAAAUCAACACAAACUGAUCUGUGGGGGGGAAAAUUCAUAUGAAGGUAGAAGGGGACUUGUAUAAUCUCCUCUUAGCCAUAGUAAAGGCUCCUGGGCCCUCUAUAUACAGUAUUCAACCAAAAACAGUGCAGCAAACAAGCUGAUCAGUCAGCAAUAAAAUAAAGAAGCCCAAACGAAAUGCAAUGUCUAAACAUGAACAUACACUCAAACACAAGCAAACACUCACAGGCUUCCACAUUUAUAACAACCAAAAUGAUUUAAACAUAUAUGGCUGAACAUGCAGAUUCCCAUGAGCUUAGACAUAACUGUAUGGAUCACAUAUAUUCUGCUUUUUAUACACCAGUCUCUAUAUACAGUGGGUAAUCAUGCAGAUGCAAACAUUCCAUGCACUGGUCUGGAAUGCAAAAUGUUUGCACAUUCACACAUUCUUGAAAAAAAAAUAAAAGAUUUAGUAAAUGAAAUAAUACUACAUCAAAUAUAAGUGAUAACUCUAAUGAAAACAAUCGCCCAUUACGCACAUAUAUAAACACCCCAUCAUAUAUAUCUAUAUUUAUAUACAUGGGUAUAUAUUAAUUCCUUACUUUCACAGGAGUGUCCCACACACACACACAGGCUGUGCAAAUGGUCUUUAUUUUAGUUUAAACUUUUUUUCUUUCUUGUCUUUUUCCCCCUUCCUUUUUGUUGUUUACACUCAAGGGAUUUGCUAGUGUGAUACCAGGGCAAUAAACGACCCCUUUUCGUCUGUUCCCAUUUUUAUGGCUUUAUAACCUCUAUUUGGCUUUGAUGCUCACAGGAAAAAGAUCGUAAAAUCCUUCAGCAUCCGGGUUUCUUUGCCAGCCCUAAAAAAAAAAUAUUGCUUUUUGUAACUCUUACGAAUAGUGACUUUUAGGAAUUCCUUGUAUCUGAGGGGAGACAAAAUCCUUUCUUGCCAACAACUGGGCUGAGUUGUAUAUCUGUGCUCAGUCCCACCAAAUAAACUGUCUGAUAGAAUAAGCUACUUCCAUGUACCUGGUAUUAUUAUAUAGGGGGGAUGUUAUUUACAAUGAGUACAAGGGGCAUCUGACUUUUAUGCAUUCAAUGACCCUGUGAUCCCCUGUGACUUUGAUAUCAGUAUUAGUAUAAUAGCAACAAAAUAGCAAUAAAUGCAUGAAUACAAUUGCAUGGGCUGGUCAGUUUUGAAUCGUGUUAUUAAUGAUUACAUUAUCAAUCCUCCCCAAAACAAAACGUGUUUUAUAGUUAUUAUAGCUAAUGAUAUCAAUAAUUCAUUUAACUGUAUACACCUCCAAAUAAAAAAAUUAAAAAAAAAAACAACAUCAGACCCUGACUGUCACAUUGCUGUUUAUUAGCCCUGAUUAAAGUGGCAAUUGCGAUUGCUGGAUGCAAAUGAGAAAUGAGUUAAUUGCAGGUCCGUGUUUGGAGAUGUUUCGGAUUGAAAAGCAGAGAUUGGGGGUAAGGCAAGUGAAUUUGCGUAACGUUGGGGGUAUUUUUGUCUCACAGCCCCCCGUUAUAUCUGUUCUCUGCUGAUAAUAAAGUGGGGUGCAAUGGCAUGUGUGUGUGGAUAUAAAUAAAUAUAUAUAUAUAGGGUUCUGUUCACAGGUUUAUGUGGGGGUGCCCAGGACUGGGUGCAUAAGUGAAAUCGCUGCUAAAUUGCACAUGAUCUGGCAUGCACAUUCGAUUCGAUCGGCAACUUUACAUUUAAAAAAAAAAAAUGCAGAUUUUUAUUUAAAACUCUUGAGAUUUGACCCCAACACGGAGAAACCCCCCCCCCCACCCCCAGCAAACUAAGUCCCUCUUUCUAAUUGCGAGUCUCACUUUGAGUGUAUCAUAUACUUUCAACUGGGGAAUCAACACAAGCAAAACCAAUUUUUUCCCCUUUCUUGACAUCUCGCCUCCUAUUGGCUCCACGUGGGUCAGCUGACUUUGUCAUUUUGUCUGUCCUGGAUUGGAGCCGUCCCUAUAACAAUCUAGUUCAGACUACAAACUGGAGACAGAAAUAAAUAUUAAAGAAAUCUUCCAGGCAGGUAAAGGAGAAGAUAUGAAUUCCUAUUUCACUAACCCUUCCUUAUCCUGCCAUUUAGCCAGUGGCCAAGAAGUUCUCCCCAAUGUGGCCCUUAAUUCCACAGCCUAUGACCCAGUUAGGCAUUUUUCCACUUAUGGAGCAGCGGUGGCUCAGAAUAGGAUCUACUCGUCUCCAUUCUAUACCCCGCAAGAUAAUGUUGUGUUUGGCUCCAGCCGGGGCCCCUAUGAAUAUGGAUCCAACGCAUUUUACCAGGACAAGGACAUGCUCACUAGCUGCAGGCAGAACUCAAUGGGACACAACACGCAGAGCUCCCUUGCACAGGAUUUUAGCAGUGAACAAAACAGAGGCAAUGGGCAGGAGCAGAAAGGCAGCAUUCAGAUCUACCCAUGGAUGCAGCGCAUGAACUCCCACAGUGUUUGUCUUGUGUCUGAAUCCCUAGGCGUGGGCUACGGGACGGACAGGAGGAGAGGACGCCAGAUCUAUUCCCGUUACCAAACUCUGGAGCUGGAGAAAGAAUUUCACUUCAAUCGCUACCUGACCCGGCGCAGGAGGAUCGAGAUCGCCAAUGCACUUUGUCUCACAGAGCGGCAGAUCAAAAUCUGGUUCCAGAACAGGAGGAUGAAAUGGAAAAAGGAGAGCAACCUCUCAUCUACCCUUCCUGGUGGCACUGGGGCAGCGGCUGACAGUUUAGCCGAGGGUAAGGAGGAAAAGCAAGAGGACUCAGAGGGACAAGGCAAAGAGUGAAUGGAGAGACACCCCACUAAGGCUUCCUCUUCCCCCCUGCGCAAGUCUGCUCCCCUCCUCCCUCAAGCUGGCACAAUUGAUUUGGCUGGGCUGCAUUAAAAACAAACAGAUAUUUCUAGCCACAUUUAUCCAGAGCCAGACGUGGACUAUUCAUCCAGGGGCUGCCUCCCUGCCAUGUACUAGACUUGGUUAUUGCCUACUCUCAGUCUCUGCGUUAUUCCUGUAACUCUGAAUAAAGACUGGGUUCAACAGCCACACAUUUCCUUGUAUAGAAACAUUGCCUGCAAACUAAAGGGUCAGACCCCGACAGACUUUGCCUGCGCGUGUGUUUUGGACUAUGGACCUUGCACAAUUCCCAUGUCAAGAAAUUCCAAGCUGCUCCCAAGUUCUCCUCCGUCCCCUUCACCCUUUAAGCUGCGGCCAAGAGAAAUCUAGCAUUCCCUUGUGCAGAAAGUCCUGACUGUAUCUAAAACCACACUCUGGGCCAUCAUCUUCCAUACUGUGACAGUUACCUUGUGAACCUCAGUUGUUUUUGCCAUUGUGUCCGGUGGUAUCAGUAUUUUAUUUAUGGUAGCGCUGCAGUGUUCAUUUGUAGUCAGUAAAUGAAGUUUCAUAGCAGUUAAAAAAAAUGGUUACAUCUUGUGUUUCACUAUUAUGUAUAAAGUUCACGUCCUAUGGACAAAGUGUUGAGUAUUUAAUAAAACUGAUAUUAUUUUUAA
Messenger RNA from Xenopus laevis (African clawed frog), 6253 nucleotides. RefSeq names its product homeobox C6 S homeolog (gene hoxc6.S). The coding region runs from base 4806 to 5534 and encodes 242 amino acids. Gene Ontology annotation, cellular component: nucleus. The record is from RefSeq and is a predicted model, not a curated record. Gene Ontology annotation, molecular function: DNA-binding transcription factor activity, RNA polymerase II-specific; RNA polymerase II cis-regulatory region sequence-specific DNA binding; DNA-binding transcription factor activity. Gene Ontology annotation, biological process: regulation of transcription by RNA polymerase II; regulation of DNA-templated transcription; anterior/posterior pattern specification. NCBI's taxonomy places the organism in Eukaryota, Metazoa, Chordata, Amphibia, Anura, Pipidae. The transcript is spliced from 2 exons.